This is a messenger RNA of Notodromas monacha, 708 nucleotides long. NCBI's taxonomy places the organism in Eukaryota, Metazoa, Arthropoda, Ostracoda, Podocopida, Cyprididae. The record is from the annotation of a GenBank genome assembly.
AUUUGAUUAUUUAGACAGGACAAAUUUCCCCGAAUAAAUCGCUGACGACAGCGGGGAAGCAGCUCUCUUCUACACGAAUCCACAAAGGCUUCGAAACUCCAGCGAACUGCAGCCAUGAAAAUCCAGCAAACAGGUUCACAUCGCGCCAUUAAACCCCGGCUGCAAACAAUAGCAGUCGCAGCCCUCGUCGUCACGUUCCUGUCAACAACGUGGCCGGCGCUUUGCGCGGCGACGACGCUGAGCAACAAGGACGCGGCCUUUUGGUCAAGUGGCGGCGCAGCGGGCGUCCUAGGCAACAGUAACAACAACAACAACAACGGAUACGCGAGCAACGGAGCCGACGCUGACGACUCCGACGUCAUCCUCGACGCGGAAACCGAGAAGAUGCUGCGAGAGAUGCUGUGCAACCCGCAACCAAAAAAUAACUCGAGCUCUUCAAUCUCUGGGACAAUGCACAUAAAGAUGGAGGAAAUAGAUUCUUCUGCAUCGACCAGAAAAUUAAAGGGCGUUUUCCUCGCUCAAGAGUUUAACGCCCGACGAAUAGCGUACGUUGCAAUGAAAACCGCUCAAUUUCUCCUUUUCUCCCCACUUGUCGCAGUCGGCGUCGAGAUCCCCGACUACGUGACGCACCAAGGAACCCCGUCGGGCCGCACCGUCGUCAACCAACAAUUCAAAAACGUACUCGACUCAGCUGGGCGUAGAAAGUGA